Mollisia scopiformis is the source of this 410-nucleotide messenger RNA. RefSeq lists its product as uncharacterized. The transcript is spliced from 3 exons. The coding region runs from base 1 to 375 and encodes 124 amino acids. NCBI's taxonomy places the organism in Eukaryota, Fungi, Ascomycota, Leotiomycetes, Helotiales, Mollisiaceae. The record is from RefSeq and is a predicted model, not a curated record.
AUGGCUUCCCACGCUGCUAGCAAUGUUGUGUCUUCUGGGCUCGCUACUCGUGACUGUGGACUCGCGAUAUCUGCCUUUGGAGACGGCGUUCGAGCUCCAUUACUUGUGAUCGCUGCAUCAUACAUCGAUCCGUACACAGAAACGGCACGGCUCUAUACUUGGUUUGCGUUCACGGAUGCACUAUCCCAUACCCUUGGAGAUCUAUUUUUGCAAGCCAUCUGGCGACUAGGACUACAUUUACAAGGUCAAUGGCUUGUUUUGCCAAUUUUGGUGACCAUGCUGUUCAUCGUUCUUAGCUAUGGAAUGUCGACUGUAUUACCAAAGGUUUCAGAAGACACAGCAACUUCCCAGAACGAUCGGACCCAGGCCUCCUAAUCGCUGUUGCUAGUCAAUGAGGAAGAUACUGCCAC